UUUUCAGAUCAUGGGUACACAAUUGGCCAUCCUAGGAUGGUUGGCUGUGGCUUUGGUGGUUGCUGCUGCAGAAAAUAAGAGUGCUUACGCACAAGCUGCAGACAACUUUCUCGAUGAGCUCGCUGGAAAAGAAGUAGAAGCGGUUCCUGUGCCCGAUGAAAAAGAUCAAAAUGAACAUCAUGAACAUUCGUCUCAUGGAUCACACGCAGGUCAUGGUGGACACGAGGGACAUAUGAUGAAAAUGUGGUUCCAUGGAGGAUUUGAAGAAGUUAUUCUAUUCGAUUUUUGGAGGACGGAUUCACUUUUCGGUAUGCUUUUAUCGUGUGCUGCUAUUUUCAUUAUGGGCGCCACAUAUGAAGGUGUCAAGUGGUUCCGUGUAUUUCUGCAAAUGACGCAAACACAAGCUCAGGUUCUUGCCAACAAAUCAUGCGUGGAGUUUGCACUUCAGACAACGCGGUCUUCUGGAGGCACUUGCCAUCAAUCGGUUACCCACUCACAGAGCAACAAGCCUCAAUCUGAACCGUUCCUGAUAUCGGCUUCGGUAGCGAGGACCCCUGCAACUUCGCCAUUCUCUCCUCAACGGCUCAUUCAGAUGCUCUUGUACAUUUUUCAAUUGGUGCUCGCCUAUUGGCUCAUGCUCAUUGUGAUGACUUACAACACUUAUCUAACUGCUGCGGUGGUAUUAGGAGCAGGAUUUGGACAUUGGCUGUUUGCAGUUCUCCAACUCCGAAAUUGUGAUGGAGAAGUGACGGAUUCGUUCCAAACCGAUGCGUGUCAUUAAUAAUUGCGAUCUCCAAUCUCAAUCCUCAAACAAAUCACCAAACAUCAUCAAUUCAUCUUUCCUCUUUAUUAGUUGAUUUAUCUUUUAAAAUGUAUUUCCUCACUAAUCGACCUUAGUUUCUCUCCUGCGGGUCGAUGAGCACCUUAGGAUCCCGCCUCUUUUUAUCACCAGAAUCUCAGUCAGAAGAAGUGUCUAAUUCAGAGCAAGCUGUCAAUUUUCUGAUUUUAUUUAUUUAUUAUUGAAUUUCUAUUUGCCCUAUUGAAGUUGUAAAUGAUAAUGAACAUUUGUCCUGUU
Caenorhabditis elegans is the source of this 1075-nucleotide messenger RNA. It is a transcript of the gene F27C1.2, whose product is annotated as Copper transport protein. Gene Ontology annotation, cellular component: membrane. Gene Ontology annotation, molecular function: copper ion transmembrane transporter activity. The record is from RefSeq and is marked reviewed. Gene Ontology annotation, biological process: copper ion transmembrane transport. Lineage: Eukaryota; Metazoa; Nematoda; Chromadorea; Rhabditida; Rhabditidae.